Prunus armeniaca (apricot) is the source of this 180-nucleotide messenger RNA. The record is from the annotation of a GenBank genome assembly. NCBI's taxonomy places the organism in Eukaryota, Viridiplantae, Streptophyta, Magnoliopsida, Rosales, Rosaceae.
AUGGGGGCCUUGGCACUCGCCAACUUUAUAAGGGAAACCAUCCUAAGGGAUGUGCAGAACACUCGCCAACUUCCUAAGGGAAACCAUCCUGAGGGAUGUGCAGGACACGCCCGGAGCCUCUUAAUAGGGGCCCUGGCACUCGCCAACUUCCUAAGGGAAACCAUCCUAAGGGAUGUAUAG